AUGGAAGCGGCCGAGGAGGAGCCGCCGGACGGCAGUGACGACAUCUGGCUCAGGGCAACCCUGGAUCAGGGCGCGGGGCUCCUCGACUCCGCCCUGACCAACCUCAGCCUGGCGAUGUGCUCGUGCGACGUCCUGCGCGGGGUGAGGACUCUGAAGGGGCUGAUAAGGAAGAACCCCCGCCUGUACAUGCUGGACGUGGUGAUCUUCAACCUCUGCACGCUGUACGACCUGUCCUUCGACGCCGUUGCUAGCGCCAAGAAGCGGACGCUGCAGGCGGUCACCCAGCGGUUUCGGCUGGAAGACAUCGACACCUCCUCCUUCCGCAUGAGCUGA
Messenger RNA from Ectocarpus sp. CCAP 1310/34, 333 nucleotides. Lineage: Eukaryota; Phaeophyceae; Ectocarpales; Ectocarpaceae. The record is from the annotation of a GenBank genome assembly.